Olea europaea var. sylvestris is the source of this 3961-nucleotide messenger RNA. RefSeq names its product putative disease resistance protein At3g14460. The transcript is spliced from 9 exons. Lineage: Eukaryota; Viridiplantae; Streptophyta; Magnoliopsida; Lamiales; Oleaceae. The record is from RefSeq and is a predicted model, not a curated record. The coding region runs from base 22 to 2697 and encodes 891 amino acids.
GUGUUUUAAAGUGAGAUCUGGAUGAAUGAAGAAAAGAGUGAAAUUCUUCCUGCUCUAAAACUGAGUUAUCACCAUCUUCCUCCGGAAUUGAAAAGAUGCUUUGCUUACUGUGCUCUCUUUCCCAAGGACUAUGAAUUUGACAAGUUACAACUAGUGUACUUUUGGAUGGCUGAAGGUCUUCUGCAGGAAACAAAGAAAGAUAAGUUAAUUGAAGAUGUAGGUAGUCAAUAUUUUGAUGAACUAUUGGCUAGAUCAUUCUUCCAACAAUCAAGUGCCUAUGCUUCACGCUUUGUGAUGCACGACCUCUUUAACGAUCUAGCUAUGUCUGUUGCUGGUGAUAAAUGUUUGAGGAUGGAUGAUGAACUGCAGGAGAUUUCUGUAAAGGUCCGUCACUUGUCAUUCAAGGGCAGGAUGUAUGAAACUUAUCCUAGAUUUAACUUUCUUGACAAAGUUCAAAAGUUGAGAACCUUUUUGCCACUACCUGUUGAGACGCCAUUUAAUUACUUAUCCCAAAGAAUUUUGCUUCACCUAUUCGCAAAUUCAUACUGCUUAAGAGUGCUAUCCUUGAAUGGUUAUGCCAUUUAUGAGUUGCCAGAUUCUAUUGGUGAUUUAAGACAUUUACGAUACCUGGGCCUAGCUGGAACAAGACUGAGGUGGUUGCCUAAAUCUGUGUGCACUCUUAUCAAUUUACAAGUGUUGAUUCUAAGUGGUUGUAGUAGACUUACCAAAUUACCCACAAGCAUGGAAAAUCUUGUUAAACUUCGGUAUCUGGACAUUUCUCAUACUUGCAAUUUACAUGAGAUGCCUCAGGGAAUUGCUCAACUAACAAGUUUGCGAACGUUAACUAAGAUGACUGCAAGUAAAAAUAAUGGAAUGAGUUUAAAGGAGUUGGGCAAUCUAUCAUUUCUACAAGGUAAUAUUUCUAUUGAGGAAUUGCAAAAUGUUGUGAAUGUUAAAGAAGCAACGGAAGCAAGGCUAAUGGAUAAGCCAAGCCUCAACAGAAUAAGUUUGAAAUGGAGCGCAGGCUUUGAUGAUCCUCGUAAUAAAAUUUUAGAAUUGAAUGUGCUUAAUGCAUUAAAGCCCCAUAAGAACUUAUCAACACUUGAAAUCAAGUAUUACGGGGGUGAGAAUUUCUCUAAUUGGAUUGAAGAUUCAGCAUUCCUUAAGUUAGCAAGGAUAAGCUUCAAAAAUUGUAAAAAUUGCACGACUUUGCCACCUUUAGGGCAACUACCCUUGCUAAGAGACUUAAGCAUUCGAGGCAUUGAUCAAGUAAAAGUGAUUGGACCUGAAUUUUAUGGAAAUAGAGGCCAUGGAGAAUUACCUUUUCCAUCACUCAUUAAUCUGACUUUUAGUGGCAUGUCUAACUGGGAGGAAUGGGUUGGAAUAGGAGGUGUUAUCCAACUUCCUAAGCUAUGCUCAUUGAUUAUAACUGAUUGUUCAAAAUUGGUCAGUCUUCCAAAUCUUUUACUGCCAUCCCUACGUGACAUAAAUGCUUCUGGGUGUAAUGAGGUGGUGCUAAAUCAUAUGCAGAAUUUGAAAUCUUUAACCAGCAUACAGUUGUCUAGAAUUGUUGGAUUAACUUCAAUUAUCAAAGCAUUUGAACAGUUUCCUUUUACACUUAAAAGUGUUACAGUUGGUGAAUGCCACAACCUUGAGACUCUAUGGCCAGGUGAUAGUACUGCACGAAACCUAGUCGACCUACAACACGUGGAUAUUGGCAGUUGUCCUAAGCUAUUUUCCCUUCAAGAGAUUGAUGUUCUUCCCGAUCUUAGGAGACUUUAUAUAAGAAAUUGUGAAGCUCUGAAGUUGUUGCCUAAUAAAAUAUCUUGUCUUGAGAAUUUGUCUAUUGAAAAUUGUCCAUUAUUAAGGACGAUGAUGAAAUUACAGGAUUGCAGCCCCUCGCUUGAUUAUCUAAAUAUUACUCAUGUGAAUUUGAAUUUGGCAAAUUUACUAGGCUCGGGCUCCAAUUACCAAAGUCUCACUGACCUACGCAUAAAGUCUUGUGAUGGUCUAGAAUUGUUUCCCAAUGGAGGCUUGCCCACACCAAAUUUAAAACGACUGUGGAUAAGAGAGUGUCAACAUCUCAAGUCCUUACCUGAUCGGAUGGAUCUACUUUCGUCCCUUUCGUCACUGUGGAUAAGUAAGUGUCAACAUCUCAAGUCCUUACCUGAUCGGAUGGAUCUACUUUCGUCCCUGGAUGUAUCUUCUUGUGCUUCAUUAAUGGAACUCUUUCCCCAAGAGAAUAUUCCUCCAAAUCUGUCUAGCCUUCAAAUCAGAAAUUGCGGAAAACUAAAGCCCCCGGGGGAGUGGGGCCUACACAAACUCACCUCUCUUAAUCACUUUACAUUUGGUGGAUGUCCUGAGCUGGUUUCCUUCACUAACAAUGCUGACGAAGAACACUGUGUGCUUCCUCCAUCUCUAACAAUUUUGUCGUUGGAUGACCUGCCGAAUCUCGAAACACUAUCAAAGGGCUUCCAAAGCCUCACCAUUCUUCAAGAGUUAAACAUCUAUCGUUGCCCAAAGCUUGAGGCGUUGCCUAUGGGAGAUUACCUUGAAAAGCUUUUGAGCCUUCACAUUCGAGGUUGCCCACUUCUUGAGAAACGGUGUUUGAAGAACAAAGGAGACUACUGGCCCAUCAUUGCUGACAUUCCAGACGUCCAAAUUGAUUCUCGAUCCAUCUAUUAUCCAUGUCCAUGAAUUCAAUUCCACGAGGCAUUUUCUGAUUACUUGUAAGAACACAAGAUGGAAUGAAUGUGUCUCUUCAUUAGACCUUCAAAAUGUUGCUGUGAGCAUAUUGCCUGUCAAGAAGAAUCAUUUGAGUCGAGGACGAUAAGAUGUUACAUUUUUUAGCUAUGCUGUUUUUCAGCUCACUCCAACUUGAACUCGGCUAAUGUUGCUAGAAGAAAAUCGAAUUUCUUUCCGCUCAAACGAUGGAAUGAUGAUUGAUGGCGUUAAAGAUUACUCUCACCUGGUUGCUGAAAUGAUAGGAUUGUCGUAGACAUGUUCAAUUGGCACUUGAUAGAGGUCUCCCUUCAAUCAAAACUUAAUCUAAAGACAGCUCCCUCUUCAUCCUUCGUCAUAUGAAGUGGUUCACUGCACUCAAUGUAGCAUUGUCUGUGAUAACAAAGGCUAGAGGGGCUGUUGAAUUCGACAAGGCAAAGUCUGAGGUUAAUGGUGAUGAGGACGAUGAGAACAGUGGAGACGGGGAAGACUAUGAGUAAGCACUAUCACAGAAAACUGGAUUUUGGAUUCAAGUGAGGGAACAAGCGUCUCUUUGCCAUUAACUUGGGGCAAAAAAAGAGAGGAAACGUAUGCCUUGUUUUUCAUUAUUGCCUAUUGGUACACAAGACGUAUUUAGAGGAAAGGGGUGGAGGAAGAGGGGGUUGAGUGCUUGUAGACCAUGAGCAAAAAAUGGCAGACUACAAUAAGAAUUUGAUUUUCAUCUGGUCGUCCGUUCCCAAUACAAUUUCGAGACUCGAUUUGAUUGGAGACUCAUAGCUCAGUCAUCUACCAGGUUGAGAAAGUUAUGAAUUGGGUUAGUCGUUGUAAGCUUGUGGGCUGACCACCUAUAUGCCUGCUUUGCAUAUAUUUUGUUGCCAGCUCCGAUCCACAUCAGUUGAUGACGUGUUGUUUACACCAAAUUUGACUUGUACACAAUAUCCGUUAUUACAAGAGUUAGAGAAAGACGCCAAUUCAAACCAUCAUUUGGUGACACAUUUUUUAAGAGCAAUCGUAGAACCUAUAUUUGUUAAGUGAAGCCAAUGUUAUGCUGAAGCAAACAAAAGAUUAUGACGAUUGGGGAUGGUCAAGUUCACAUUUCACUUCUUAUCUUUCCUCCCUCUCUCUUUUAGAGUAAAGAUCAUUUGUAGUAUUUCGUGGCUACCAAAUAUUCAAAUACUCCAGGGAACAUUGGAGAUGUAAAAUUCUGUAUUAUAUAAUAGGAGGAAUUUCUUUCUUUUUU